AUGAAAACUUUGACUUCUUUGCAGCCUAUCUUCAGGAAGCUUAGACUCCAUAGAAAAGAAGAGGAAAAAUGCCCUGAAAGUGCCUUUAAACUUUUGUUUUACUCUUCAGCAUACGGAUAUUGCUUCUAUUUGCUGUUUAUUGGCAAAUACAAAUUUUUUCAGGACACAAAGAAUUGUUGGAGAGGUGAGAGCAAUGCAUUUUUUGAGGAUCAAGACAUGCAUUUUCAUCCUAUUAAAGCGUGGUUUCCUUAUAAUCUGUAACGAUAUCACGUGACAGGGUCGCCUUAGAUGAACUUUAGCCGCCAAAGCUAGAGAGAAUAUACAGAGAGAGAAUCUUAGAGCGUUGACCAGGAUAUGUGAAUUUCACUUAAGUUGUUUUCAGAGGUUGUAAUUAAAAGGAAAUCUUAUUCCUGAAAUGUCCGCACAGUUUUAAUCGAUUGUUUGAAAUGUCACCAAGUUCACGCACGACUGCCUCAAAGCAAACAAUUCAGAAAUAUAUUGUGAUGACAACUGUUGAAUUCAGCCUUGAAAAACUAGAAUUAAGUUUUGCCGACUUCUCCGAAAACAAAUUUCCAAUAAAUUUCAAGCGUUUAAUUGGUCUAAAAAUAACAUGAUAAAACAGUUCACAUAUCCCAAGGGCUGGGCUUGGCUUUUCCCCCUCUGUCUGAUUAUUCUGUCUUGCCCGCGUGGCAGGCAUUUCAGGGACAGGGAAAGCGUUGAAGCAUUUUGAACAUGCCUCAUUUUCCCGCGUUUUUCAGGCAAGAGAAGGCAACCACGAGGUAGCGUAGAGCGUAUGACACGCGCGACGUGGGAAGUUGUCUUGCACUCCAUGGGAUAAAUAACACACAAGACACCUGGCUGUUAGUCUCGAUCUGCGUGUUUGAUAUGUAUUCGUUGCUGAAAGGAGGGUCACAGUUUUCAAAAACUGUCCCAGGCCCUGGGAAUUUUGGGCCUCCACUUUAGGCCUUUUUAUAUGGUUCAAACAAGGAUUUUUAUCCUUGUGCUUGUGUUUGCGUUUUUCUCAAACGUUUACUAAUAGGUACCCAAUAUGAUACGUAUUUCUUUUGUUUUCACUAUCUCAGGAUGGCACAAAGGAAUGCCAGUUCCUGAUGACAUUUACACGCUCUACGUUGUGCAAGCAGGGUACUACAUUCAUGCCUUAUAUGCCGUAUUGUAUAUGGAUGUGUGGCGAAAAGACUCCGUUCUAAUGAUUUUGCAUCACAUUGUAACUAUUUCACUUAUUCUAUUUUCAUUUGCGGUCAGGUAAGAUUACCUACAGUUUCUUUAAGAUCCAAAGAAUUAUCUACUGAAUACUUUUCUCGCCGAGAGACGAGUUUUCGUAGCUGCUCAGUUCAAUAUGGCCCGCUUCUCAACCGUGGGUUCCUCAGAAUCCUUGCCUUGUAAAGAUAUCAUCUAGAUGCCUUUAAUUUCUUUGAUUAUCCUGUUAUGUAGGUCAAAUGAGGAAGCUGUAGACUAACAUGAAAGAAAGGCCGGGUAUACAUGGGCUCCAUAAAUAAUCCUUUCUAACCACAAUCGAUAUCAUCAGACUUAACCGCCAGCAUAUCUACCAUACAAAUGGCUUUCGUUACUUUUAGGGGACAGUCGCUCUAAAAGUAACGAAAGCGAUACAAGUGCAUUUCACUAUUUAAGACUAAGAUUUGUCUAUCAAGUUACCGGAGCUUGCAAAUUAUCAAAGAUUUCCCUUGUUUAAUAAUGAUAUAAAAGUCCAAGGUAACGUUAGGAACUACUCAAUAAGUCAGAUAUACGUUUAAGAAUGGGUGGGCCAGACCACAGUGGGGAUGGGGUGAAGGGGGCGUGCCAGAAUAUCAGCCUAAAAGUAGAUGGCUGAAACGAUUCCCUAGUGGUACUAACAAUAGCUAGCUUUAAUAGUGAUAUAUAGAACGCUAUCUAAACGGACCUCAGGCCUGCAGCGUUUUACAAUUUAAUUUCAGGUACCACCGAAUUGGUGUGCUCGUCCUGUUUCUACACGACGUUAAUGAUGUAUUUUUAGAAUUCUGUAAACUCUGUGUGGCAUUCAAGACGCGUAACGGAAAGUACCAUAUCGUUCCUGACAUUCUUAGUAAUGUCGGAUUCCUUUGUUUCACGUUUCUCUGGUAAGCUUGAUCACAAGUAUUCAGUUUGCCACUUAAAUGAUCGUUUUCAUUGGUAGCCGCUUACCGAAUAUAUCUUUUACAGUAACUUUUGUUUUGACGUGAUCGACGCAAUUUCAAUGCAAUUCAUAUUAUAGGCGAAUGAAGGGGUUACCCCGGGUAACUAAAUCCUCGGAGAACAGGAACAGUUGAUAGAGACCGGUUAACCAUAAUCCUUGGAGAACAGAGGCAGUUGAUAGAGACCUGUUAACCAUGGGCGAAAUUGUUGUAGGCAAAGUUUAAUCCAUAACCAGUUACUACAUUUUGUCUUUGUUUUAGUCUUGUUUUGGUUCUAUUACAUUUCGUACUUUCAAAGAUAUAUUAAAUUCUUGAUUUGGAAUACAAACAAGGCAAACAUAAAAUAGCUUUCCUGGCCCAAACAGGGCUUUUGCAUGAGAAAGGCGCCCCUGGAACUUUUCUCGCGCCGGUACGGUGGUCGUCCCGUCCAGAUCCAGAGCUGGAACUUGGAUCGAUUGAACCAUGAGAGCACCUGACAACACCUGCGGCAAAAAGAUGUAUUACUGUGAGUUACGGAUCUGUUAUCAGCUCGCCUCUGUUUUAGGACUCCAUAUAUUCCCAGAUAAAUUUGAGAAAAAGUCGCUAGGUUUGGGGGUCUUAAAACGGUUUUUAAGUUACUCGAGUUCGUAGUGAGCGAAGGUCUGAAUAGGGUUAAUAUCUCGAGAGUUUCGCCUAAAAUGAAGUCCUUAAGAAUUAGUAAAUUGGGCCUUAGAAGCUCUCUCUACUAGUAACGUGUCUAAUUCUAUGAAUUAUGAUUUCCAGGUUUUACUGUCGACUAUACAUCUACCCAAUUAAAGUGCUCUAUUCUUGUGGCUAUGAAUUUCGUCCUCUUGUCCCAACCGGGCCAUUUUACUUCUUCUUCAAUAUCAUGCUGUGGAUUCUGUUCGCUAUGAACUUGUGGUGGUUCAGGAUCAUUUUAUGGCUCCUGAUUCGAACAGUUGCUGGGAAGAGUUUGGAAGACAUACGAGAGAAGCAAGACCAAAAAACUAUGGCAAAUGGCAAAAGAGCGUAACAAGAAUGUGGGGAUAGACGUCACCUGGCAGUUAUAUUAGAGAAGCAAAGUACAAGAACCCAUGGUUUCAGUUGUAUAAGUGUUUAUCUUCAUCCUAUUAUUUGACAAGAGCAAGAUAAAGCAAAUCCUGCAGCCUAUUGAUCAUGAAUAAAGUCUAGGAUCCUCGUCUUUUUUAUUUUUUUCAUGUCAGAUGCCGCGGCAUCAGAAUGUUGUCGUCACUGAUCAUUAUAAUAAUAUGGAAUAUUUAUAGCCGUUGUCAGCAUACCGUUUAUAAAGGAUCUCUAAGCUUGGAGUUGUAAUUUCCUUGCUGCCAAUAAAUCUGGUUUUAAGAGAAAAGUUCCCUUUUUUAUCAUUUGCCGGUGUCAAAAAUGUUUUCUGUGAGGUAAUUCACUUAAGAAUGAAGUCUAGUUAUAUGGCACUUCAGUCUUUUCAACGAUUUGUUACUUGGUUAAAAAUGACACCAACAAGUCUGAUCAGCGCACAUAAAAACUUGCAUCCUAAAAUAUACACAUUUUUUUUCUAAUGUAAGGCUUUGUACUAAGCCUCAUUUUCAAAAAGAGGUCUGAUCGAAGCACUUGGGAAAUGGCCAUUCUCGUUCCCAGACCCGUGAUCCUUUUGGACAGCGCCAGUUUUUGAUGCGUGGCGUUGAACAAAAGGAUCGCCGUUUACUCGAAAGAAUCAAUUGCUGCACGCACGGGUAGAAUCUUCUUAUGCAACAACUUUAUUGACUUUAAUGAAAUCGCAGAAAUUUAGCAAGUCCACCCAACCGGUCCAUGAUAACCUGUGGGAGCAGACUCUGGAAUCUGAACGCUAGUCCAUGAUUGAACGAUAUUUGCACCCUCACUCUCACAAAUACUAUGAUACUAUUAUAAUAUUAGAAUUUUUGAAAUUUCUACUCAGUGCUUUUAAAAAUGUUUUAAGGAAGAAAACAGCCUUUAAACCGAAAACGAUUGAAAUGAGAAAAGGCGCAUUUUCCCCCUUCUGUGACCUUCGUAUUACGAUCCACAUUCCUGAUCAUAAUGGUUGAGACCCUCGUGAAGUUCUUCUUCCCUUUCCCUUCAAUUUUCAUUGAUUUCGAAGACGUAUAUGCUUAAACAAACGCGUGAAACUAACAUUGCGGGAACCACUAAGUUUAACUUGUGUUUUCAGGAAGUGUUUCAACAAAUUAUGACCGGGAUUGCAGAUUUCCGCCGCUCUUGUUCCUCUUGUUGGGCCCAUUUCCAAACAACGGCUGGGGAUUGUGAGAUAGCUUGAAGGCUACGAUUUUUUGGUGGCAUGACUUAGACUUAGGACGGGUCCGAAAUUGUAGAAGCAAAAGUCAGCCUGGUUUUGAAAAAAUCUAUUUCAAAGCAACCGAUUUUAGGUCAUUUUAUGGGAAUCUGCAUGGUUUUUCAGUGUCUCGGGGUUUUUUCUUUAGAUAGAAACAUCGGCCCGAAAAAUCGUAUUUUGAAAACAGAAUGACUCCUUAAAUCUUAUAACUAGCGUAUAUAAUUAGGGUAGCCACGGAAAUUUGGGGGCAAAAAGAAACUGACGUGGAAAAUACAAUCAAAUUAAUGACAAAUAUGUAUGAAAAUAUAUGUAUCAUGAGAUAAAUAAAUAAAUGUAUUCUGUACCGUGGACAAUAAAUGUGACUGCCUUUGUAACAUUAACAAAAAAGAAUCCUCAAUAUCAAUAAGAAUCGCUGAAAAUAUAGUGAAAAGGUUUUACAGAGGUACUCAGCUAGGUUGCUUUCAUAACUUUCUAGAAUUGGCUUUAGUUGCAAAAAAUGAUGGUACGUGUAUACUGCUAAGAAGCGAUUUCCUCUUACUCCGUAAUCAUUAUCUCUGCUACUAGUAGGGACUGCCUUUUAAACUUAAUAAAUAAUUGUCCCGGUUGAGAGAGAAUGAGCUUGCUAAAAUACAUUUUUCUCAAAGCUAAGGUGCAGAUAGAGCUAAUUCCAAAACGCUUAGCAGUCAGCUGCUUCCAAAAAAGGUGUUCUUAUAGGUAUGAUUUCGCUUAAUUAAGGAGUGCUUAUUGCUGAACAGAAAAAAUUAUUAUAUAAAUUUAUGCCGUUAAACAAAUUCCGUUUGUUCAGGUGCGGUGACUAAGUUACUAGAAGUGUGGUUUCGUAAUCUUUAUAUUAAGCUUCAAAGUUUAUCAUUAUCAUGUGCCUUUGAUCACUGCGUUCUAACUAAAAACAAAGAUUUUAAUCAGGAUGGCGGUAGGAUACUUUGAAGCUUUCGUCAAAACAUGGAGAAAUCACUGGGUUGAGUGGAAAGAAAAAGGAUUAACAAAGACGUUUCUGAAAGAUUUCAUUGACGAUGUUUCCACUGACUUCUAUAUAUCAGCUAAUGAUAUUUUUCUAUGUGCAGUUCUUGGCAUUUUCUUCACCGUAACGCGUUUCUUCUUGAAUGAAGCCGUUUUUAAGGUAAGAGGACAGAAGUACGUUGUUUCGUCCUAUUUUAAUACUAGGUUGGCCAGGUCACCCAGCGACUUUUUUCUGUAAAAUAACCGUGUUCGAAGGAGCAAAUAUUGCCUAGAAAAUUCUAAAGAUUGAGAAAAGCUAAAAAUUUCUGGAUAACCGCAUUCGUCUAAAAUACUCGUAGGUUUUCUCAUAGCUUAAACGAUUUUCGGAGGUUGUGUUAUUGCGAUUAUUGUAUAAAAAGGUCUCCUAAAACUUUCGGUAUAAAGGCAAAACGUUCCCUAAAAUUUUCUAAUGAAAGCAAGGCUACUUCAUGUCCUCGAACUUUCAACCGGACCCAUAAGGGUAACUAACGCUUUCGGAUGAGACGAAAAAGCCACCUAAAACUUUCGUGACGACCAAAGUUCCCCAACACAUCCGCACAGAUAAAUAUAGUUUUUAGGGCAACAUCUAAAGCACAGAGACUGAAACCAUCUGAGACACUUCUGGCGUAUUUGGAAACAUUCGGUCGUUGGGUGCCCCUGAGGCUAUUGGCCCUAUUUAUCCCGGCUGAGUGUUUUCCUCCGAAAGUUAUCUUCCGUGACCGAGAGUGUAACAUAAAUGUUCGUGGCUUGUUUUAAAAUAAAAUCACCUAGAAGAGCUCGUAAAAACACCAUCCGAGUGCGUACUCGCGUGGUUACUUUGAUCAAGCUUUUUAUGCAGAAAAUAUCCUGUGACGAUAGGUUUUGCUCUUCCAAGCACAAAUCGGAGAAAUAAGCGUUAAGAGAAUUCGAGCGACUUCAGCGUAUGAACAACAAGGGGAAAAACUCUGCAACUCGCUUGGCUAACGGGAAAGGAACUCGUCACUGUUCUGACAGCUGUUCCACGGUAUCAGGGUCUGCUACAGCUGGAAAACAGGACAGCACUCAAACUUGGAAUUCAACAGUGUAAUCUUCAGUUCGUGGAAAUGAAUCAUACAGGCAUCUGCAUCCAAAAUGUAAAUCAUACAAGCAUGUAAAUUAAUUUGCAAUGUAAAUCGUAAAACAGGGAUAACAGUGCUCUAUUUAUACUAACCGAUCAACUCAUUACAACAUUUCAACACAAAUGGAGAGAAGUCGAGAGGAGGCUGAAUAAAAUCAGCAGAACACCGAGAACAAAUCUGGAUAUAAACCAAACGACUCGAAAUUAAAAUAAUGUCAGUCAAGGAAAUGAAUUUCUGAAACUUACAAAGAUUCAGCAGUAAAGCUAUGCAAAAGAAUUCGAGUCUAGCUGAGUUUCCUUUGCUCAGGAUUCCUUAAAAUGUCAAAACUUGAAAACUACAAACGAUCGGCAUUUGAACAGGAGAAAGAUCCAGUUGUUCGGUGACUAAGCUGUGUAAUUAUUCAGAAACUAGUUAUCUUUUUAAAUGUAAACAUUGAAGUAAAAUGUGUAUAAAUUAAGAGAACUAAUUAAAACAUAUAAAUGGGAAUUCAAUGCAAAUUACGGCUGAAACAACUUCAAAGGGAAUAUUUAAAAGCUAGAUACGAACUUCGAGACAAAUUAAGAAUUCAUGGGAAAUCUCUCCUUACAAUCCCAUACUAAACGCUAGUCUAGCAUUUAUGUCCAAGUGCAUUUGUUUUAAUCGCCGGUAACUUACUAUUUGCCUAAAUCACGAUCACAUACUGACUUUGCAAAUUUAUUAGCUUUUUAUAAACCUGACUUAAAACGUUCCUUACAUGAGUAUCUAAUGAUUAUUCCUCAUCGCUCUCCUGAAAAGCUUGAAACAAAAUCUUGACAGUGUGAAGUUUCUCAUAAAUAAAAUUUUAGACCAAGGAAAUAUAAUGGUCAUAAUGAAACUGUUGCCUGAUUCAAAAAUUGCAUAUUUAACAAAGAAAUUAAAUGCAUGCGUAGGAAUAAUUUCAAAACUACUCAUCUCUCCGCCACGUCAUGGCAGAUAUUGGGCCGUUAAGCCAAUUGCAUUGCCGGGCGACAAUUCCCCCCAAAAAAAUUCCUGCAAGGGAAACUUUACCCUGGGUGCCAGAGGCUUUUCAUGCGCGGUUUCCGGUUUCGUCGCUCGUGUCUUCUGCCAAAGGCCGAAGACGUGUCGGCCUGCGGCCGACGAAGCUCCUCGUCACACGGGAGAAAAAACCUCUGGUACCCAGGGUAGGGAAACUUGUCUUAAAAAAAAAUCCUGCGACGGGUGAUACGUAAAACAAAUUCUUGCAGAGGAAGCGAAAUGCAUAGCAUUUACGGUUAUUGAAAAAAUGGGAUAAGGCCACGCAUAACAAUGAGGCCAAGGAACUAGGGAAAAGGAAACAUAAAACAAUGUCUAAAGAUAAAGAGAAUUGAAAUUCUUAAUUUGUGCUUCAGUACCCCUGAAAGCAAAUGUAUGAUAUUUCUUCAUACAACAAAACAUAAAUAAUAAUGGCUUGCUUCACUGCUAUCAAAAAUAAUUAUACUAUAAAAUCUCUCUCUUCAGAUAUAAAAUGUAUUUUCAAAAUAUUUUUAAUAGAACAAUAGUAUUAUAAGAAAAAUAAUGUUUUCUCAAGUAUGUUAAAAAUUGAAAUUUUCAACGAUAAAUAACACUAUAAUUUUGCUUUAAUAUGAAACACUAGCAACCAUCAAAACGAAAGCAAGUAAUGGAUGUAUUGAAGUGCCUCUGUUUCUUUAUAUUUAGAUGAUACCAAUCUUUCCUUUGUGUCUUGAGUAGGUCGUUCAUGUAAUAAUAGAUCACAGACAACGUCAAAAUGUCUGCAGUUCAUGUGCUAAAACACAUUUUAACAUCAUUUGUGACUGAUUACUGAACAGACACACGGCAAAAAGGAACCAAGUGGUAAACUAUAACGCGUGAUUCUCUUAAACAUUAUAUUAUGAUAUAAAUCUUACGUAAAUCGUAGAUUAGUUAUAAAAGAAGAAAUGUAUGGGGAAAAAAAUUCAUGCAAAGCUUGCGCCUCUGACAGAAAAAAUCAAGUGUUACCUCGCGCCAAAAAAACGUGACGUAGGUGUCAUUUCCUGAACGUUGGAGCGAGAGCGUUUUCUCCUCCCCCCGCCCCCCGCCCCUCCCUCCCUCCCCCUAGUGCAUCACCUUUUCUAUACCAGUUGGCACGAAGCUCUCGGAACGCCAUUUCUGAUUGGUUUAUCACUUCCGUUACUUCCGUUGCAAAGGUUGCAACCAUUUAAUUUUCAAUCUACUGAGUUAAUCUACAUUAGCAACCCAAAUGAUGACAAAAAAUCUUUGUACUUCACUCCCCUUUCGAUGUAACACCAAAGUUUCUCUAGAAUAUAACUAAUUAACCCUCCAAUCACAUCGGCUUGGUUCAACGCCAGUCAUAGAAAUCUCGUACCAAUUUACUCUCGAUCAGAUCAUGCGGCCCUAAAGGGUAAAUUCCAUAAGUUACUGCUUAAGUUUUGGAGACUGAGGAGGUUUAUGUUGAUAUGAGUCGUGCUAUUACCAGUUUCUACCUGAGCUGACUUCUUAUUCAGUUAAAGUGUUCUCCUUCCUUAUGUAUCCAUAAUUUUAGUUUAUUAUCACACUUGUUAUAGUUUUCACUUAUAAUGUCCAGGAUUGCACUCUCUAAUACCAUCAACUGACGUGAUACAACUCACUUUGACUCGGAAGAUUACUACCGCACAGGUUGCCGAAACGUCAGUCACUGUCAACAACAACAGUCCUAUUCAGUCUAUUCAGGACUACGUUUACCCGGAAGAUCAUACUCAAGCUACUUAUGAAAAAUUUCAGUGUUAGCAAAAUUUUAUUGAAAUUUUGGCAAAAUAAAGUCUAAGGGGAACUGCUUGCAGAAAUGUAUAGAAGAAACAGCAAAUAUAGCAAGAAUAACAACAAGAAUUUCUUUCGUUUCCUUGAUUAUUGUAUUGUUACCCACCUAUAACAUAACAUAGUCAACUCAUAACAUAAUUAUUUUCAAAUCAAAUAAACUGUUAUUUUCCCAAAUAGUGUGAGCAAUGUAAAUAUGAAAAACACCCUCCAUUUAGCAUAACAGCAUCCACUAAAGUCUUCGAAACGCUCUGAUUUCAUUUGCAGCCCGUCUUCAGGAAGUUUAAGCUGCUUGCGAAAGAAGAGGAAAAAUGCCCUGAAAGUGCCUUCAAGCUUUUGUUUUACUCCAUAGCAUAUGGAUAUUGUUUCCACUUACUAUUUAGCGGCAAAUAUGACUUUUUUCAUGAGACAAAGAACUGUUGGAGAGGUAAGUGUUUCAACACACGAGUCAGCCAGUUUUAAUAAGUGCCGAUCACGCUGAGUCCAUCGGUUAUUACUGGAGAGUUGCCGGAUUUGAAAUACAAGUCCAAGCUAAUUUUACCUCACCAUGAUUGAAUAGGGCAAAUAACUUGGAGCGUUUUGAGUCCGGAAAGCACAAAAACUCAAAUCAAAUUCCUCUAAGCUUUAGCUUUUAUAGGCUGAUUUGGACGCUUGACGAAUUUAAAUGAAAAAUCGAGAGUUCGAUUUUUUUACAGAAUGGAUUGGUUUAUCCGAGACAGCCAGCUCUAACAACGAUAACUUGAUAUAGAAUUUUUGGUAUCUCUAGUUAAAACCCGCUAAAAACGCGCUACAUCCAGGGCUUGGUAUGCAAGUCCACACUAAUUCCGUACCCAGAUCUCUUGUCGACGAGGCCGAAGGCGAGCGGCUUCGUCAAUCUGAGAUCUGGGUACGAGAUAAAGUGUGCACCCCUUUUUGUGUCGCGGGUUUGUAUUGAAAAGUCAGUUUGUUUUGUAUUUUUGUAUUUUGUAUUUUGUAUUUUCCUACUAAGAAGACAUUCUUUGGCUUCGUUACGCAGCUUUUUGCUAUAAUCAAAAGUCAGAUACAAGUAAAACUCUCUGUCUUUAAAACGCUCUACCUCUUUUUUUUCAGGAUGGCACAAAGGAAUGCCAGUUCCUCAAGACAUUUACACGCUUUAUGUUGUGCAAGCAGGGUACUACAUUCAUGCCUUAUAUGCCGUAUUGUUUAUGGACGUGUGGAGGAAGGACUCCAUUCUGACGUUUUCACAUCACAUUCUUACUAUUUCACUUAUUGUGUUGUCAUUUUCGCUAAGGUAAAGAUUGUCAUUAGCCAACUUAAGGUCCAGCUUGGGACGCCUGGAACGAUGUUUUCAAACGAGGGUGGGGGCUUUGACUCCUUUUACUUGCGCAGAAGGUACGGCAAUAAUACAAAGUUGGAAUGAAUCAGGAUGGAAAGCAUACGAAAAUCUGAGGUGUUAGCAAGUCUAACUUUGUGAAAGCAUGGUUUGAACUAAGAAGUCAUCUCAUAAGUAGUUUGAGCGUGAUCGCACGGGUGAGGUCCUGAAUAGCACUGUUGUUGUUGACAGCGACUGACGUUUCGGCAACCUGUGUGGUAGUCAUCUUCGGGUCAAAGUGAGUUGUAUCACGUCAGUUGAUGGUAUUAAACUCUGGUUAUUGACUUGAUUAGUCAAAUAAGUCUCGAUGUUAUUGGUCGUGCCGUGCUGUUAUUGGCAACGAAGACUCGAAAUGUCAUCGGUGCGUUUCGUCACAGUUACCAACAUUCCUGCCAUGCAGGACUAGGAUCACCUAGACGAUCACGCUCCACCUACUAAUGAAAUCUAACUUUGUGUGUAUCGAACUCGUUGAAAAGCGUUCUUGAAUUCCCUUUAACGGUACGUUUGGCACAUUUACAACGACUUUAUUCAACUUUAGAUGCUGAGUCGAAGUUGUAUUGGCUAAGCGCAAACUACACUGUGUCCCUACCACCUUUCGUGACAAUAUAUAGUGACGUAAGUGGCUUGCGUAGAAACGGCCAUAUCACCAGAGACCCUCAGAUAGCAGAGGCGAGUGUCAAAGGCCUGUUUUUACAAUAGCCCUUGCAUCCUUUCGUUUUUAUAGGUUCCACGUAAAUUGUAAAUUUGUAAAUUCAUGUUAUUUGUUUACUCACGGAUCACCUAGGAGUUCUUAAGAACUCGUUGAAAAGCGUCCGUGCGUUCCAUAUCGAAUUGGAAUUUGGAAGUGCUGUAUUUUUAGGGAGAGGGAAAAACUGGAGUGCCGGAGAAAAACCUUUUGGAGCAAGAGAGAGAACCAACGACACAUAUGGUGUCAACGCCAGGAUUCGAACUUAAAUCAUCCUAAACUUAAAUCAACUGUUAAGCUACAAGUUGAAGCUGCAGUGAGCUUUUCAAUGCGGUAUAGUUCGAAGCAAACGGUUUUUUUUUUCAUUUCAGGUACCAUAAAAUUGGUGUUCUCGUCCUGUUUCUUCAUGACGUCAAUGAUGUAUUUUUAGAAUUCGGUAAACUCUGUGCGGCAUUCAGGAUACGCAACGGAAAGUACCAUCUUCUUCCAGACAUUCUCAGUUCUGUUACAUUUUUGUGCUUUACUUUACUCUGGUACGCAAUGUUGUAUUUGUUAAUCAAAACUACCCUAGGGUACUUACCAUUUACUUGGGAAAACCAGAAGUUCCGGUUGGGAAAUCAAAUGGUUCUAGCCAUUCCAUUUUGGUACUUCAGAAAAUAUGGGCUGUGAUUUAAGGUGAUGCAAUUUUUGUAGUCUAGUGUGUAGCUAAUUUGGAUAUACUUUGUAGCGGUUCGUUUUCCCACCACGUCAAAUUUUAUAGUUUUAUGUCUAUGCACCGAAUUUCCAUCCUGGUGGUUUGAGUAAAUGGUAAACAUCCAAUGCAUCUCAAGUAAACACUUUUAAUAGCCGGCACUGUGGGCCGGCGUUUGAACUUUCUUUACUAUGCUUAGUUAAUAUACUCUCCCUUCCCUUCAUUCUCUAUCUAACGCAGGUUAAGAUAACCGAAGGCUUCACUGCCCACAGCUGAUCAUGACAGAACCCUUAAAAAAGCCAAUACAGUUUAAGUUGCUGGUUCCUUACCGCAAUCAUUGCGCAUUGUUUGAACAAGCUUUAGCAAAGCAUACCGCUCUAUAACUUUCUGAACCUAUAUGCAAACUUAAAACCAUUUAAGCAAUAGCCAAACUUUCUGCGAAAAUUUGUGAAACAGAUCUCCACAAUUAUAGAGUAAAUUCAACACAAGUGUGCAAAGAUAACAAUAGUAACAGCCACAAAUGUCGAGGGUUGGUCAAUAAGAAAUCUUGUCUCUUUUUUAUCAUAGCCUAAGAAAACAGCCGACCCACAUUUCGUGACGUCGCCAUUGGUUUCACCGCAAAAAAACGCCUGAGAAACGAGCGCAGAAAUUCCAUAAUGAUGCGACACUACCCAGAUCUGAGUCUGAGUGCUUCUUAUUGGCUGAAAGUCUGCUUCAACCAAUCAGAAGCAUUACCCAGAUCUGGGUAGUGACGCGUCAACAGUAUGGUCUUUCUGCGUUCGUUUCUCAGACGUCAUUUCGAGGGAAAACCAGAGGUGGCGUCGCGAGAUGACGGCUGCUCUGUCAGGCAGUUUUAGCACUGAAGCGCACGUCCAGCUACGCGGUAUGGUCAUUACUUUGCGCAUGCGCACAACCAUAUUACCCCAGCAGUGGUGGUAAUGGACAGUUGUCCCUCGUGUCUAUAUAUGGACGGGCGAAUCCGUGUAGCAAAGACCCUCUAUUUCCGAGGCUAGUGCAAAGAUCAGAAGCACUGCUUUAACACCAGCUCCACCGUAAACAAGUGGUAGCUGUUAGUUGGGAACCGCAAAACAGUUCUCCCACGGCAUGCUUAUGGAGAUAGAAACGGAAAAAUUGACCUGUGUGCCCAAAUAAUUUUGAAAAAAUACCAAUUUUUGAACUGAACCACACGUACCAACUUCGCGGUGGAGCUGACGCUCAAAGGAGUGCUUCUUUGCGCUCGCCUCGGUAGUAAAGGGUCUUUGAUUGUUGACGGGUUCGUCCGUUCAUAUACCCUACGGCAAUGCCAGCUGUCCAUGGCUGCCAUAAGGUAAAGGCCAUACCGCGGAGUUGGAACGUGUGCUUCAAUGCUAAAAUUGGUAUUUUUUUUUACAUUAAUUUCUGCACUUAUCUUACCCUUCUAAUAAUCACUGUUUUUAAGGGUUUAUUGCCGACUGUACCUCUACCCAAUCAAAGUGCUCUUCGCUGGAAGCUACGAAUUCAGUAAGCUUGUUCCAAACCGCCCAUUUUACUUCUCUGGCAAUAUCAUGCUAUGGAUUCUUUUUGGUAUGAACUUGUGGUGGUUCCAGUACAUUUUACGGAUGCUGAUUCGAGCGGUGACAGGAAAAAAGUUGGAAGACAUACGAGAAGAUUCAGAAAUUAAAGAUGCAGAUGGUAAAAUUGACUGAAUAGAGUGGGAAUGGAAUAUGUCACAAUUAUGAAGACGUGGUAAUUAAGGAUGCAUUGUGUAGAUAAACAUUUUUUGCAAAGUGCAUUGUAAAAUUAACAAUUCAGAAAUUUCUCGGGAAAUGCAACAAAGGGAUUGUUCAAUGUUCAGUGUUUUUCCUGUAAUGUGAUAAAAUUUACAAACCCAAAUUUAGUGUUUUAUACAGAAGCUGAAACUUCAGAACAACCUGAAUUUCAAAAAUUAUUUUCUAAUUUGAUCAGGGCACUGGCUGCUUGUAUCGCUAAGGCGCUGCCGGGUCGUUGAGAACUGAGUGGCUAUAAAUUAGUGAACAAAUCGUAAUAUCAGGUGCUAAAGUAAAACCAAAGCAAUCAUCUUUUAUGUGUAGAAAGCAAAUAUUUUGUAGGCCUCUAAUGCGAUUUUAUUUACACAGUAACACCAAUGAUGAAUGGAUGGUUGGACGGAUGGACAGUUUCUAGCUCGGAAAAAUUUUCGCCAAUUAAAGAUGGGAGGCAAAAUGUUAUAUACCUCCACCUAUUCUUGUUACCAAAGCUUCACUGGAACCCUGGCAUGCCUGAACUUCAGUCAAACGAUAAUUUCAUCUAGCCUUCUCAAACUCAUUAAUAAUUCAUAAAGAAAAUUCAAAGGAAAUUAAUGUUUAAUGAGUGUGUGGAUAUCAGAUGAAAAACUGCUCAUUUUUGCAUCCUUAAUUUCUCCUUCAAAACGAUUUUGUUUGAGAAGAAAUAUCAAACAUUCGACACAGUGUUUCAUCACCAGAUGAAACACAUCGAAGUUCGUCAAAAAUACUCCGCUGCGCGUCGUAUUUUCAACUCUCUUCUCGGUGUUUCAUCUGGUGAUGAAACACUGCAUCUCAUGUUUGAUAUAUUACAUGAAACACUGCAUCUCAUGUUUGAUAUAUUACAUCCAUCCAAAAUUCACGAUCCAACUGACUGAAACCACAGUAGAGCUCAUGAUUUGAUAUAUAAAAAAACAUGGCACCUUGAUCUAAAGAAUAUGGCAAAAAAGAGGUGAUAAAACAAUUGUGAGGAAACUGUUUCUUUAAUUUUUGUUUGGCUGUUGCCGCUGCACCCUCAUCUAUACUGAGGUUUGAAAUGACACAUUUUUUCUUCUGUUUAUUUAUUUAUUAGGCUCUCGUUUAAAAUUAUACAUCAUGUUGUACUAGGUUAAUUUUAAUUCAAUAACGAGGUUUGCAAAAUGCGAGCCGUGCUCUGUAGCAUAUAGCCAUUAUAUUUGCAUCUUAAAUCCCCAUGCAAACGGACGCAACGUUGUUGGCCAACAACUCCAAACAUUUUUAGAUGCUACAUGUUGCGUCCCUUUGCACACCUUGUGCAUGUUGUUGUAUGUUGUUGCGUGUUGUUAGUAGUUGUUACGCAAAGUUUGAAAACGGUCAAACGUUAUCCAGGUGCAGACGGACGCAACAACUCCCAACAUUGUUGGGCUAAAAAAAUUGGGAGUUGUUGCGUUCAUUUGCACGUAACUUAAUCCAUAUUGUUGCGCCAACAAUGUUUGCUUAUUGUUGCGUCCCUGUUGCAGUGGUGAGCAAACGGUUGCAACAACAUGCAACAGGGCGUGCAAACGGACGCAACAUGUAACAUUCUACAAUGUUGGGAGUUGUGGGCCAACAAUUAGUGCUGCGUCCGUUUGCAUGGGGCUCUAGUAAAAACUAUUCAUUGCUAAGAAAGGUCAAACACAGGGGAAGCACACAAACUGUGACUGUUGUAACGCUUGAAUUUAGAGGAACUGUGUGGGAAUAUCCGGUAAGGGAGUAUUGUCGUAAUGUUUCAAUGCGAUGAUUUCUUACAUAUAACUUGAGAUCAAAAUAAACGUCUUUUUCUGAAAUGUUGUGUAUUGUCGUUUUAGCAGUAGAAAACGAGAAUUAUAGUGAUUUAAAGGGUUUUACAUUCGACGUUUACCUGAGCGUAUAUCUCAAAGGACGAACGACUUUUUCGAAAGUCUAAUUACAGUAACUCUUGUUGGGACUUGUGUUGUUUAGUUUUUCUAUUUUUUAUUCAUUUACCGUAAUCUGUAACGGUCACUUUUGAAAACGAACAUAAAGCUGCAAAUCCAAUGCAAAGAUCGGACUAUGUAAGAAUUACCUUUACAAGACAUCAACACCACAUCGAUAGACUCCAAGUAGAAAGGGGUUUCAGCCGUUAGCUGUUUCGCCUUUAUUGCGGCUUAUCAGAACGGAUUAACAACAGAGACGCUCUGCUUAGAAUCUGUUAAAAGUCCUACAUUGAUCGUCAUUACGUGUCUCCGGGAGGGCUACCGAGUAAAAAGAAUCUUGAAAAAGACAUGAAGUUGAUAUAAAAUGCGUAAGUUUACAGCGUUUAUCACCGCCGUUUGUGUUUUAAUUCUGUACUGGUUCAGUUGUAUACAGACAAAAUCAUUAUGGCUCUUGAUACAGAACAUUAGAUGGAGAAAAACGCCGCCACCCUGAUCAUUUCUUCAAAACAGAAAGUCACAGAUGAUGUGAAACCGAGUGCUGCAUGUACCAGGCGUUCAGAUGGUGGAGUGCGGUACGCAGUAAGAUAGCUGGAAAAAAAAUACGGAGGAAGAGAGGUAGAGAGGACUGCUUUUCUUUCUGCUCACAGCUUUUCGCGCCAUCCCCAUGAUCUGAGCGCCUGGCAACAGGUUUCGCGUGAGUGCACAGGUAACCCCAUCGACCGUGUUGUUGUAUUUGUUUAAAUUAGCAUUUCUGGCCGUUUCAGCGAGAUUCUAGCGAGUUAUAGCUCUACCGUUGCUCCCAGCUAUAUACCGUAGAUUCUUUAUUAAGUCCCCCGGGGUUUUCUUUUAUUUUAAACACAUUUGUGUGGGGCUUAUUUGAGAGGGGGGCUUAUUAAAUUUAGAAGACAAUGGUAUCAGUUUUCCACAAACAACUAGAAUGCAAAGUGGAAAAUCUCAAGUACAAGAGGUUGGAGGUAAUACAGCGGAGGCUCAAAAACAAAUCCGAACUUCCAGUUGAUAAAUAAACCAUCCUGGAUCGGUCCAAAUGAUGGUUUACAGUCGUGAUUGAUUAAUACACUCUAUUAUUUAUUAGUGAAGAAUCAGAAUGAGAGGAAGGAAAGGGGGGGCUAGAGGGGGGACUUAGCAGCUUUCUUCCCCUGAAAAGGGGGGCUUACUAGAAAAAGGGGGCUUAAUAGAGGAUUUACGGUAAAGAGAGAGCAACGGUAGAACUCGCAAAUCGCAAUCCCUCAUUGCAACGUAACGUCAGGCGCGGAUCCACACCGGUUUCCACCGUUUUGCGGAAAUGGGUCACAUUUUUCAAAAUAAAUAAUACUUUAAGAUUUGAUCAAUAUCCUGUCUGAAUAACUUGGAAACACAGGGAAAGGGACUCAAGGAGUAAAAAUCCGAAACAUUUCCUGGGGGAGCCUGCCCCCGGACCCCGCUAUAAGAUUGCGUCUUCGGCGCAAGAUUUAGGGAAUCGGUCAGUAUUUUUCCUAAUAGAUCCGCGCCUGGUGAUGGUUGGCAGUCGCACUGAGAAAGGAACCAGACGGCUUAUAAGAGAAAAGGCGGACUGCAAACUGUGGUUUGAAGUCCAUUGGUUAUUUAUUUAUUUUAUUUAUUUAUUUAUUUAUUUAUUUAUUUAUCACAAUCUAUGGUCAAAGGCCGAAGGAUCAUAUAAUCUGUAAAGGAGUCCUAAACCCCAUAUAAAAACAGAUCACCUAUGAACUAAUGUAGAUACUUAAUAAAAAAUAAACAAAUAAACAAAUUAAAAGCCACUAAGGAAUUUUUCAACUCUAGACUUAAAAAUAUUUACUUUGUCAGAGCAACGAAUAUUUCCACAUGUCAGUUCAUGGGGAAAACUAUACUUCAAGUCACUCGAGAAGUUGGGGUUCCUGUGGUGAGUGCUCCUCACAGGGGUGUCACAGGAGGGGACUCUCCCUCCCCUCCCUUAAUCGAUUAUCUCUGUCUUUGUGCCGCACAAAGGCGGUUUUCAAUAUGGCUGUUGGUUACUUUGAGGUUUUCUGCAGCAUAUGGCGCCAUUGUUGGAUUGAAUGGAAGGAACGAGGCCCCAGAAAAACAUUUCUGAAAGACUUUAUAAAUGAGCUUUCCGUUUAUGGAUUUGUAUCAGUACAUGACAUUCUUCUAUGCCUACUUCUUGGCGUGUUUUUCACUUUUUUACGUCAUGUCUUGACGGUAGCUGUGUUUAAGGUGAGAUUUGAUUUUAACUGCCUAAUACUGCUACUUAUUUUUUAUCAUUAAAUUACAAAAGUGUUUACUCUUUUUAUUCUUAUUAAACCAAAAUCUUAUUUAAGCUUCUUUUUAACUAUGAUAGGCUCUUUUAUUUAAGUUUACUCAUCGAAGUAGAAAUUAAUAAUAAAACGACCUGAACAAAUGAUCAAGGCUCUAUAAAAGACGAAGAAAAUUGCUCACAACUGCGAAAAAACCAGGUUAUUCUCACUGUCGUGGCAAAUAGUGGAUUGCGUGAUUGCGGCCGAUCGCUAUUCCAGGCUAUGAUAUCGAGCUUAAAAUAGCGGAGUUUUAUCCGGGACGGCAUCCGGGACUAGGUCGGAAACUGUCAGUUUUCAAAUUAAAGUAAGCUUAUUUUCUCGCCCUCUAUGAAUCGUAUUUUUGUUGGGUGCUCCCUUGUGCGAUGCUGUAAAUUUAUUUCGUUAUGCUGCCUGCGUGGCAGAGGUCAUGUGAAGAUUUUGGAGCUCAAUAUACAAGGGAGGCUUAUCAUGAUUGGUCUGAAAUUAUGUGUUGAUCAAGCGUCACUUUAAAUGUGUUGAUUAAAUUACUAAAUUGUGUUAUUAGAUUGAGAACUUGAUUCAAAAGAGACACCAUUUCUUUUAAAGUCAAAAUUAAUUGCAAAAGAAGGGCAUUUCUUCCAAUUUUUCUUCUAGUAACCAGAAGGUCAUAGGGUGGACUCUUAUUUGGAGUAAUCAGAUCCUUUCUUUUUCUUUAUGAAUUAUAAACGAGUUUCUUUAGCUCCCUUAAGGUCAAGUAAUACGGGCAACAUUUUCGCGGGCUGUUGCCCGUAUUACCAUCUUCGCUCUCAACUUGUAACGCAACAAAUUUCGAUGUUGCAAGUUGCGGCACUUAAAGAAAAUCAUGCGUUGUGAUUGGUCAACAGUGUGUUUUUGUGUCAGCAAACAAAAUGGCUUGUUGACCUUCUGUGGUUUCUUUUUGUACUUCCCUUGUCAAUGUUGUUCUGAGGCUCUGUAGUUGUUUUUUAAGACAGUUAAGUGACAUGUUAAAUUUUUGACAUAACUCAUCCAGAGCUCUUGACCUCCGUGGCUUGUUUUUAUACUCUAGUCCACAAGUUUCCUACAGACAUGGGUGCUUUUCAAGUUCUUUGCACAAAUCUUUUCUUUGGGCCUCUCACAUUUUUUCACUAAUAAAUUCACAAUCUUUGGUCUCAGCAUUCUCAACCUCCACAACCUCGGCCAUGUUUACUUCCUGCCCAAAUCGGAAAUGCCCGAGGUCAAGCGCGCGCUUACUCACCAUCUUUCCCGCAUUUUUGGUGCAGGAAAAUUGACCAAUCACAAGUGUUGUGAAGUGUAGCAAGUUGUGAUGCAAAUGAUAAAAUUGAAAGUUUGUUGCAAAAAGUAGAACUCAGAUCUACUUUGAGCAACAUAUUGCCACAACUUGCAACAUCGAAAUUUGUUGCGUAACAAGUCGAGUGCAAGGGUGGUAAUACGGGCAACAACGCUUUUCAACUUAUAGCCUACAAAAGCCGAAUUCAUUAAUUGCGUCAUUAUUCAUUCAAAAUAAAUUAUUCCUAGUUUAGCAACAGGCUAAAACGUGCUUACCUUCGUUGAUUUUAAGUUCACCUCAUUAGUGCAUGUUUAGAAGAUAAAGGGCUGUUCAGGUCUGCAAAUAUACUCCAAAUAGCAGAUGUUGUCCAUCGAGUUGUCUUCUUGCUAUGUUUUUAGACAAUACUUGGUUGUGAAACAAGUAAAAUGUUCUCACGAUUGUUUAGCCAUUUUUCUUUUCACAACCAAAACAACUCAGCCUCGUCCCCAGGUCUAUAACCAGGCUAACGCACAAGGAGGUUGUUUGUUGUGCAGAUUCUCUUACGUUAACCUCAGGUAUUGACUUCAGGUAAUUAUCUUCUUCCAGUAGUCUGUCAAACAAAUUAGGGCUUUCCUUUUUCUUCAGUUUAGGCAAUUUGACAGACGCAACCCUAAAAUAUUAUGACAUUUUGUUUAUGUUUUCACUUACCUAGAGCUUAGGGAGUAGAGCCCUUGAGAGCUAAUACACUCUCCAUGAAUUAUUAGGGGUAGGAGACACAGGGAAUUACGAAUCAAACCAGCAUAAAAUUUUUAACCUGUCUUCAAUUUUGACCUGUAACAUAGCUACAUAUCUGAAGAAGUAAUUUACUAAGCAGUUCCCUGAAAGCCAAUCGUAUUCCAUCCUGUUUUUGACAAACAUUUACUGCAUCAGUAGUUAAGCAAGCUGGUCUGUGAACAGCAAGAACCCAACUCCUAGUGCCAGCACCCUUUUCUUUCAGUUGAUGAAUUCACUAGAGUAGAGUUUCAGCAAUUAAAACAUUUUCAUCCAACCCUCGGAAUUAUGCAAUUUUUCCUAAAAUUGGGACAGUAAAUAACGAGGUGCAAUUUACUAAAAAAUAAUAUUUUUUACUUGCAGCCGACUUUCAAGUGGUGUAAGCUUCUUGAGAAAGAUCAAGGAAAAUGUCCAGAAAGUGCCUUUAAACUUUUGUUUUAUUCUUCAGCAUAUGGAUACUGCUGUUACCUACUAUUUAGUGGCAAAUAUGACUUUUUUCAUGACACAAGUACUUGCUGGAAAGGUAAACUUAACUGCUAAUCUUGUACCCAGAUCUUUUAUUGACGAAGCUGACUUCCGGUGAGAUCUGGUCUACCUCCUCCUCCCAAUCAAACUCAAAUAAGCGCUCAUCCCCACCCCACCCACUUGAGUGAAUAAAUUCUAAUAAGAGACUUCCCUGAGGACAGAGUUUUCUUCAGAGUAUUUUACAGAAACCUUGCUUUGUUACUUCUUCGCGUUUUGUUAUUAGCAUAUAUUGUUUCGUUGCAAAAUAAACUUACUUCACUUUAAAAAUGGUGAAAGAUCUGGUCUAAGGUCCAGAGGGCGGUUUUUACGGUAAUCAGAUUUUGUACAUGUGACUGCCUGUUGGGAAUGUGACAGGUGAUGAAAGAGUGGAUGCUGGAGAUAAAUCCUCUAUUUUCAACGGGUUGAACAACUAAUUUGAUAGAGCCAUGAAGUUUUUUCUAACAAAACGUGGUUAUAUGCACGUCUAAAAGUCUGAACCAACUAAUUUUUUGUUGUUUUUGGUCUUUUUAACAUCAAAUUCAACUCGACAGUUAGUUUGAAUAUAAUGAUCAUUAUUUUAUAGCGUGCACUUAAACUUCAAAGCAGUACGCGUCAACUUCUAUGCAAGAAUUUUUUCCGCCCCCUUCAAAAGUCUUUAUUGACACCGAGAGAGAGCUUUAUAAAAAGUCCUAAAAGAUAAAAUAAAAAUGGUUUUACAAGUUAAAUUGAGACAGAAAACUACUUCUUUAGUGAAAAUAUUUAUUUGAACAGAACUAAAGACUUGGCAACGAAUGAAAAAACACACGCCAUAGUGCUUGCAGAUGACGACACUCACAUCAUUCGCUCACAAUCUAGCCAAUCAAAAAAACUGAAUCUUCUUACUUGGUCAGAUCUUGCCUUUGGCUUUGUCAACAAGAGAUCUGCAUGGGUACGAGAUGGGAUCGAUUAUUUAUUGAGUUAUGAGCUUGAAUUGAGUAAGAGCUGAGUUUGAGUUGAGGUUGAGUUAAGUUUGAGUUACCAAAAAAUGCCGUUUUCACUGUUUUUGUUUUUGUUUUUAGUUUUUUCUGCAUUUUUAUGAUUGGUGCUUGAAACUACGCCCCUGCAAGGGAAACGAAACAUAGUUCAUGGGCGCAUGUUAUUGAGAGCACUGUUCACAUGUUCUGUAAGAGUAAAGUCCUUUGAUCUCCUUGUUAUUCAAACAUAAAACUGUGUAUUUUUGGUUGCUAGAUACCCUGAAUCGUCUCUUACACUCUAGUUUUAAAUGAUCUAUCUUUACAGCUGAUGACAAAAGAGAAUUAAACUGCCAUUGUGCAAAAAACAUGGAUAAGGAAAAGAAAAAAUGUAACAACUCUUCUUUUUCCCGCGAUUGUUAAUGCAUUUGUGACUGACUUGUAGCAUUCCAUCGUGUUCUGAUUUUGUGGUUUCCAGUACUAUUGCACUAUACACCUAAAAGUAUAAGGACUCUUUCAUUGCAAAGUGUUUUGUAUCAUGUCAGUUGAUGGUAUUAUACUCUGGUUAUUGACCUGAUUGGUCAAUUAUGUUGCAAUGUUAUUGGUCGUCUGUCAGUUAAGCGGUGAUGUCAUUGGCUAUGCGUUUCGAUCUGUCUGUUGUCACAGUUAAACAGUUGUCUGUUGUUAGUCAAAUUGUCAGUUGUCCAGUCGUUCUCUUGUAGUUAGUUUUGCUUGAUUUUAUCAAUAAGUCGUUUGUACGGUGCCAGUAACUGUUGACUACAAUUCAGUGGCGUUUGUUCUAAGUUAGUAAACCAGCUUUCUAAAGUGAGUUGUUGAUAGUAGUCCCUAGUGUACGUAACACAUGUCGGAGACGACCAAUAACAUGGCGACGUAGUUGACCAAUCAGGUCGAUAACCGGAGUAUAAUACCAUCAGCUGACGUGAUACAACUCACCUUGACUCUGAAGAUGACUACUGCAUAGGUUGUUGAAACGUCAGUCACUGUCAACAACAACUGUCCUAUUCAGGACUACAUUCACCUGGAUGAUCAAAAUCAACCUACUUUUAAAAUGAGUCCUGGGUUCAAACUUUUCACAAUUUUUUAAUUAAUAAAUUUUUUUUUGAACAUUAAACAAUUAAUAAUGAUAGGCAGGGGUAAGAGUCAGGGACCAGGGAUUAUGCUCCCGAGUAUGAUCCCACUGAGUAUUUUCUUAGGUCAAAAAAGAUUAAAUAAAAAUUUAAAAGAACCUCCUAGCUGUUAAAAUCCUUGCCUCCCUUGCGCAUGAUUAUACACAACAACUUGAAAUUUUUAAGUGACUGGCUUGGUACACAGUAACAGGGUUUUCAAAAAUAACAGACAAAUGGUGAAAAUCACCACCUACUUGGUGGCCAGGCACUAAGCUCAAGGGCUGUCAAAUUUACCCUGACAUUUUAGCAAAGGAUGGCAAAAUUGCACACUUUUUUUGACAAUAACGCGGACCUGCAUCAAAACCUUCAGACAAACUUAGUCUUAAGGUGUAAAAAAUUGUGCGGCCAAACAACACUGUAAUAUCAAUUUUCUUUGAAUCCUAGGAUGGUACAAAGGAAUGCCAGUAGCUCAAGAUAUUUACGUACUUUAUGUAGUAGAAGCUGGAUUUUACUUUCACUCAGUGUAUGCCACAUUUUUUAUGGACCAGUGGAGGAGAGAUUCCAUUCUCAUGAUUUUGCAUCAUGUUCUUACUAUUUCACUCAUUUCUUUCUCAUUUGCUGUCAGGUAAGAAUUAACUUAUAUGCAUCACAAGAAAUAUACAGCUCAAUUCCUUUAAGAGAUCUGAACCUCUUCUGAGAGCCAUUUGUAUGUCAGGAAUCGUUUAACUAUUUUUUAUGAAACUAGUAGCUACACUACCAUCCAGACACUGGUCUGGUGAAAAGGAAGGUAAUUUAAUUUGAAGAACAACUCCGAUAUUAAACUAACUGUCAGGCAACUGUCAGCCGACAGUUAACUGACAUAUUACUGACACCAUCUGCAUGAAGACACAACUGACAGCGUGUCUCACCAAAUAACCCUUUUACUAUGAACUUACCUUCAAACUGUGAGGAAAAUUGUCACAAUGGAAGCAAAUUAAACGAGCAAAACCACGUCCAUACUACCAGAGAAAGAAUGCUUUCAAUUGCCCUAUAUAAUGCAUUGAGAAACUGCAUUUAAAACUUGGGCUAGACUACCUGCCAGGAUCUAUAGUGCUCGCUCCCUGUUCCCUUACAAAUCAAACAUUUAGACGCAAAUAUGAAGCUGUUCAAGAAAACUGGUAAAAGUUUAUAUGCUUUUGUCCUCAUAUCCAGGGGUGCUUUCCAUUCAACCCAAAGUUCCGGAAAUUUCGGUUGGUACAUCAAAUGGAACGGACCAUUUCGGUUUGGUCUGACUGGAAUAUUUGGGACCAGCUUUGAAGGUAGUCCACUUUGACCAGACCAACCGAAAUGUCCCUUUCCAUUUGACAAAAUUGUUCCCCCAAUACCCCUCAUUUGUAUCCUUCUUACAAGAACAAUAACCAUGGGUUGGGUCUAUGCCACCAGAAUGUACCGUUCUAUUGGGCAUGUGAAAUUUUCAAGCCAGUUUUUUUGUGGAAUGAAAAGUGCCCUAGGUGUUUAAUCUUUGGGAGGCAACUUUAAACUAUAAGCCUUGUUAUUAUUCAUUCAAAAUAUUUCCCCAAUUCUGAUUGGCUAAAAGCACACGUUUAAUUCACCAUAACCAGUUACUGAUGACCAAAUUUGGAGGAAUUUUGACUUUAAUGAGGAAAUGAUGUCAAAAAUGCAGUGUUUUCACAGGUUAAGGCACCGUUAACCGAAAAGACCUGGGGACGAGGUUGAGUUGUUUUGGUUGUGAACUUGAAAAAAUGGCGAACAUUUCACUCAUUUCAAGAGUAAGAACUAGGCGAAAAAACAGCUAAAAACAUGGCAAGAACAACAAGAAAACAACUCGAAGGGCGACAUCUGCUAUUUGGAGAAUAUUUGCGGAGCUGGACAAACCUAAACGUACACUAUUGAAUAUGAACUGAACAUCGAUGGAUCGAUGGAAUUGUAAGCAUGUUUUAGCUUUGUUUUUAAACUAGGAAUUAUUUUGAAUGAAUAAUAAAACAGUUAUUGAAUUCGGCUUUCUUAUCAUUUGAAGAAUUAUGGAGAUCUCGGAGGGUGUUAUCCACCUUGGCCUACAGCCUCGACGGAUAGCACCCUCCUCGAUCUCCAUAAUUCUUCAUAAGAUACUCAGCCUCAUUCAUUAAGUGUUAAUUAUCCCUACACAUCAAAAGUACCCAUGCAACCAGAAAAUUAAGGGAUGUUGACCCCAGUGUCAUUGUCCAUCUGACUUCCAGCAGCAUUGGUCUGUGUCACUGAGUAAUUAUAAGGUGACAUCAUUCUUAUACAGACUGUAGGGUCAGAAACAAUUAUAGUGUGCUUUUUAAAUUGCGCUGUAGACAACUGGUAAAUCUCAUUUGUUUGGUUCCCAAGUAGUUCAGUCACUAGUCAGAUGUGGCGGAAUUUUGUGGCACCAUUCCUCCUACUUCCUUCCACAAUUUUGUUGCAAACAAUGCCCAUUUACUCAACUUUCACAUUUACGUGUAAUCAUUUUCUCAGAAAGAAAUAAUUUCUUGAAUAAGGUUUACCAUGGGGCCCGUUUAGUCAAUUCCUGUUGUUGCAGACUAGUUUGUGACUCAAAAUGGUUACUGUUUUUGUUUUCUCUCUUUUAGAUACCACAGAAUUGGUUUACUUGUCCUGUUUCUUCAUGAUGUCAAUGAUGUUUUUCUAGAAUUUUCUAAACUCUGUGUUGCAUUCAAAUCCCGUAAUGGAAAGUACCACCUCAUACCAGAUAUUCUCAGUAUGGUUGGCUUUACUUGCUUUGCAUCAUUGUGGUAGGCCUUCGUUUCUACUGUUUUUAACAUUAAACAAAAUUAAAGCGCAUAAUCUGAUUGGUCAAUUAGUCAUCUAACAUUUGCCCAUUAAGGCGUACGCUGAUGAAAGCUACUGCUUCAAAACUGGGACUUCAUCCCUCUGCUUUGUAAUAAGAAUAAUCAACAUCAUCAUCAUCAUCAUCUAUGAUAUCAGAGCACUUUUAACAAUAAGGGAUAUAGAAUGGUAAAUAUUAUUUGAGACUUUGCAAGACCGCGAGACACAGAUUUCAAAAUUCAACACCACCUGAAAAUGACACUUCAAGACCUACUACAAACGCUUCUGAGAUUUUGAGAUCAGGCCAAAAUUUUCCAAGACCCUCUUCUUUCGAAGAACCAUUUUAUACGGUCCUUACAAUAGGCUAUGUGCACUGCUCAAUAUGCUUUUGUCUCCCUUUUAGGUUUUAUUGUCGCCUGUACAUUUACCCAAUCAAAGUGCUUUACUCUUGUGGUUUUGAUUGCCGCCUGUAUGUUCCCACUGCUCCAUUUUACUUCUUCUUCAACACAAUGCUGUGGAUUUUAUUUGCCAUGAAUGUUUGGUGGUUUCAGUACAUUGUCUGGCUCCUGAUUCGAAUAGUUACGGGGAUGAGUCGCAGUGUGGAAGACACACGAGAAAUUCCAAAGAGAAAAACAAUAAAUGGUCCAAAGAUGGUAGAAAAUGAAGACAUGUCAAAUGGUAGCAAUAAAAAUCAUGGUUAGUACAAAAUUAAUAUGCCCUUAACAUGUUAUUUUUUAAAAACAUGUUUUAUUAUAUGGCUAAAAUAGUACACGUUUUUUAAAAUUUAUUUUAUUUUAUUUAUUUUUUUAUUUAUUUAUUUUAUUGUAAGUAAAACACACACAGAAAAGAAACAAAAAUUACACAGAAUAAAUAAAGUAAUAAAAAGAAAAAAGUAACAAAUAAAGUAACAAAAAAAAAAAACAAAUAGCAAAUUUACACACUUACAUGGCAAUAUACUUACAAAUAUUAAAAUACGUUACAGCAGUGCUAAUUCCAUAUGUUACUGUACUUAGUAUGAUCAAUAAUUAAUUUUUACAUUUUUUUUUUCUUUCUUUGUGGUGAAAGUAAUAUAAAUACUAAUAGUAGGUGCACAUUUUACUAAUUUAUGUUUUUGGAGUGAGGAGACAAGACCCAGCGAGGAAAAGAAAGGUUUCCAUUGUUUUGUAUUGCGCGGUGUCUUAUUUUCUAAUUGGUAUAUAUGUCUCAGAUAAAACAAGAAAUUGUUGUGAAUUGGGAAACAUUCUUUUGAUCUGCAUAUCCAGAUAACGUUCUUAGCUAUAAGACAACAGAAGUUUAUAUGGAGCUUAAAGGAAGAGCUGUCUGGUGUUCCACUUAAUUUGUUAUACUCAGCCAGUGGAAAAUUACCCAUAGUCACAAACUAUUUGAAGUGUUUUAUUAAAUUGAACAUGAUCCAUAUGAGGAAAGAGUGACUCUUCUAGGCGUAAUGUAGUGAUGAGUAACAUUUUCAGUAUGUACAUGUACUUUUUUGACUCUUGCAGUUAUAAGCAGCAGUAACAAAAGGGAUGCAGACACCAAAAGAAUGAAUUAUGCUGACCAUUUUGUGGGACAAGAUGCUAAUGAGGCAAAGAUACAAAAUCGCCGAAGAAAGCCACGUACUAAACCAGCUAACCCAUAAACAAUGAAAUGAUCCAAAAUCAAGAUAUCCUGCAAGUCACUUAAGUAUAAUGAUUAUUCUAUUAAGCAUAACUAGGGAGUUUACAAGACCGAAAAUCGCACUAUUGAAAAUGAAUGCCAGCUAGUUUUUGUUAAUACUAACUAAUAUUCAUACUUAAUAUUCCAUUGCGCUUCUGAGUUUGUCAGUUGUUGAUGAAUUUUUUAGGGGGUAACUGCAGAGAGACAGGAGCAUAAGGGACGGAAAUUCAUUUCAUGUGCGUUCAUGCUAUUAAACUCUAGGACAUAGCAUUGUGGCUGAUUUCUAUUAUGAUCACUGUGAUUAGUGAAAAAAGGAUAAGUGGCCUUAGGGAUUAUGUCGAAACAACACUUUUUGCAAACAUAGUGAUCAACAGUGAUAUCAUCUCAGCAAUGAUCAUUGAGGUAGACAGGGAUGUCGCUAAGAGCCAGCUGCCAGCUAAUUUCAGUGGCUGAAAGAGAGCUCACCUCCGGCUCAAAUUGCUCUGGAAAACAAAGACAUGGGCUACUAAUUUUGAAGGUGCAGUUGAGUAAAAAAGCCAGUUUGUUUAAUAAAAGGCUUGAUUAGUUUUUCCUUAGUUGCAUCCCUGGGUAGACUUCAGUGCUCCUCAGACUGGUUUCCAUGUGUUGCUAUAAUUAUGGCUACGGAACGAUAUCCCUUAACAUUAGUUUCCUCUAGUGAUCAAAACAGUCAAUAAUUUAUUAUAGGUGAAUGAACAGCAUUCUUUUGGAAUUUAACUUCAUUUUCUGGCUGAGUCAGGUUGUCAGCCAUUGGGAUCAUCAUUAAUUUGUAAAUAACAGCUCCCCUUUCCCUGAACACAAUCAUCCCUCUACACAAUUAUUUUCACUUUACCUGUAGGGUUAAAUAUGAAGAUACAAGCCGGUUAACAAUCAUCAAUGGUUUGUUAAUCUUCAUCAAUUUUUCACUUUUUUAGAAUUCAAUGAAGAUAUGAAAUUCAGUAUUUAUAUAAUGAUAUUUUAGUAAGCUGCAGGGAGGCUUUUGAGUGAAAGGUGCAAGACAGUGUGAAUUUAGAUGUCACUAGCUUCUUGUAGCUGAGAGGCCUAGCUACUCUUACUAGAACCACAAAAUUUGCUUUAGAUUAUUUAUUCAUGGUGGGAGUGUUUUAUCAAGUUAAAAAUGUGCAGUAUAUCUCUUUCAGGCUUGAUAAAACAUGAAAAAUAAAAGUGUAGGUUUAUGAGCUAGACUGAAAAAUUUGCCUUAAAUCUGUUCACUAUCCUUGUUUUUUUUUGUUAAAGCUCUGCAUGUUUUGUCAUUAUUUAUUGACAUUAAUUUAAGUUUAGUCUCCUUUUUUCCUUUGUGAAUAUUAUUAAUGGCUUUUAAUGAAUGAAAUUUAAUAUAAUACUAUUAUUUAGGAGAAUAUUGCACAUAAACAGUAUUAAAAGUACUUGUCAACAUACACACACAGGAGGGGGUUUUCAGAUUUAACUUACAGUUUGUGAUGGAGAAUUGCAAAUGGUGCUAACUUGUGACCGCCCCCAUACCCUGUCCCCUCAAAAAGGGCCCUUUUGUUUGCCUAAAACCAAAUCUCCCAUAAAGUCCUACACGGCUCAGGGAAUGACAAAAAACUAACUCUUCAUUCUCUGCAUGAAAUCAAGUUUCAACCAAUAUGAGUCAUUACACAAUUUCACACCCAUUAAAAUCCACAGAAUUUUACCCAAGUACCCUCAUCCCAAUCAUUCUUACUUGACAAUAUAAUGACCUCUCAUUACAAGACACUACAAAUUAUUGGGUAUUAGCUGGAGAAUGCACCAGAAUUGCAAUAUUCAGUGUCUCUCACGGCAAGACAAAGGAGAGAGGAAGUGGAGAGAUCAGCUGGUCUCUCUCCUUUCUCUCAUUUAUACCUCUGCUGGCAUCAAAAGAAUACUUUUACUCAUAUUGUUGUCUGCUAUUUUUUUCUGUAGCAUCUUCCUCUAUUCAUACAUUUUGUGAAUUUGAUAAAAGAACUUGGAGAUUUUUGUAUAGCCAUAUUUCCAGUUCUUAAUUUAUUUUUUGGCAUUUAGUCAGAGUGAAUUAUUUAUGCAUAAUUUGUAGACUUAUUGAAAUAAAAUAUUUUAGAUUUUGGACAUAACUAAUAAAUUGAACACAACAAUGUGUUAGAAUUCAAAUGCAUAGAAGUGGGUAAAGAGACCAAGCACUGUUUAGUUAGUUUAAAUUUAGAAGGACGAACCAGGGUGAUAUUCUGUGUCUAGCCUAUAGAACAGUAAUACUCGUUGAAAUUCAAGGCAAAAAAAUAACGGUCAUUAAAGUCCGCGUUUCAAAUCUCUUUGAGGCCGGUGAGUUACUUUCCAUGCAUUCGUUUCUCUUUUGUUUCAACACUUGAUUCUAAUCCCUGAGAGAAACCUUGGAAUAAUGCCUAGGGUGGGUCCCCCCCUUACAUUCGGGUGGAGGUGUUCGGGAUGCUUCCGUGCCUAUGCCAUCCGGGGGGACCAACAGGCAGCCAUGCAUUGGGUGGGUCCCCCUGAAACAUUCCUUUGAGGAUAUUUGGGAUGCUUCCUAGCAACUUCAAUUUUGAGCCUGUUCUAUCAUCGGAGACCCAAGGGCAGCUAAUAGGGACGACGAGAUAUUCAUAAGCGGACGUUUACUACAAGAACAGAAGAACGUAGCUUUGGCUCUGAGGAAGACUAAUUUUAAAACAAAACUGAAUGCAAGGCUGGCAAUAAGACUUAUUUGAGGUCAAUAUUUCAGCUAACAAAAUUAGCCUUCCUCAUAGGAACCAGGCUCCGCAGUGGAGGGGGGGAGGGGGCGGAAGUAGCCUGGUCCCAGGCUUCCUUCCUCAGGGCCAGAGCUGCACUAAAAAAGAAUACUGUAACGGAUACUAAAAUUUGAAUUUAAAUUGACAUGAGAGGCUAAUGAUAACCUAAAAAUGAGAACCAUAGAUAGCAUGAUAGGCUAAUUUUGUUAGCCGAUACGGAAUGGUCUUAUAUAGAGGAACCACAGUCUGUAUUAUUUACGCGUUGAGUGUACCUCUGCAUUCAAAGGUUAUUCUGACAUUCCUAUAAUUAUAUCCCGUAUGUCCUGUUGGCUUCACCUCAGUCGCCGAGGUUGAGCGUGUUCCAGAAUCUCUGUUAAGCUACGUGCAAACGGACACAACAUUGCUGGGAGUUGUUGCGUCCUUUUGCACGUAGCUAAAAGUUUGACCGGUUUCAAAUUUUGUGCAACAACUCCCAACAACAUGCAACAGGGUGUGUAAACCUUAGUGGUGACGGGCGACUGAAAAAAAAAAGAGCGUAGAGUAGAAAAAAGAUAGAGAGGGAGGGUGAGAGACGGAAGGGGGAGGAAAAAAAUAUAUAUAUCCUUAUCAUCUCCCUUCACCUCAACUCUUUGCCUUUGUAAACUUUCACACAAAAAAAUCGCCGGGGAUGGUACAAAUGACCAUGAAAUCGCCCCAAUGUACAGGCACGAUUAAAACUCGCGGAAAAAAAGAGCCGACAACGAUCUUCUGCUGUGUCAGUUUCAACUAACUCCUGACAACUGCAUCUGUUACCAGGAGUAACAACAGGGGCACCCAACGAGGAUAUAGUUCAAAACCACUUAAAAUAGCAUUGUUGAAUGUAUUUUAGUAUUCAAACGGUAGAUAUAGGCAUGUUUUUAUCCCCUAAAAACUUUUCAUCUGUUCGGAUUUCCUAGCUGAAAGUCUAGUGAUCCGAAAAUUAUAGGGAUAAAAACUUACCUUCUCGAAAAUUUCAGCCAGGAAAAGGCUCCCGAAAAUUCUAGGUGGCCUUUUUUAGGGUCAAAAUCCGUUAAAAAUGGGUAAUUAUACCAUUUUGUAGAUGUUCGAAAAUCCUAGGAGAGGUAGGAAAGCAAGAAAUUUUACAACAAAUGCUCCGAAAGUUCUAGAUCUCAAAUCGUCUUCCGAACAGAUAUUUUCCCGAAAAUUGCCGUUGGGUGCCCCUGUAACAACUCUCUUCCCUGUUAGUUUCUUCAUUUUUACGACUGCUGGUGGGCUAAGGAAACACCAGAAAACGUAUCAUAAAGACUUCUUUUCUUAGGCCAUCGUCGCUUAAUAAAAAUAAAACAAAAACAGCGGUUCACAAUGUUUAUCACCGCUGUUUGUGUAUUAUUUUUGAUUAAUCACCAGAAAUUUUUUCUAGUAUCAAAAACACACAAAGCCUGCAACCUAGGGACGUUUCGCAGAGGAGAAGUUUCAAUCCUGUGAAAAGUCCCUUGCGUCGAAGAGCGAGGACAGACGGUUGUAUUCGUACGAUUAGAAAACUUAUCUAUUAACCCAUUCGCCCCUGAACCGCCCGUAACCGCCCGUGCAGAUCCAGGUCCUUUCUACCCUUUGUGACGUCAUCAGUUUUAACGGUCAAGGACAACUUUCUUCGCUAACUUGUGCAGAGUGAAGAGAUCUUUCAAACCAUACCAGAAUGAGCACAAUUCAGUCAAGGACACCGGAGAAAGAAGCAAAAAACCACGUGACAAGGACCUGAAAAUCACCAUGAAAAUCUUGUUCCAUUACCCACCUACCUUUCCUUUCACCUAAUCCUAAGAUCCUAAAAGCUUUCCUAAAAACUCUUCCCACCAAAAUGAAGCCUACUAAAUGCCCAGCAAGAGAAAAAAAAUGAGGCAAGAAAAGCGAAAAAAGAAGGGAGGAGAAAAAGCGAAAUUUGGCUUUCUGCGCAUGCCCGAACUUCGCAAGCUGAUAUUUUGCAUCUGGAUCAGAAGGCCGCCAAGUGUACCACCUGUAAACCGGUUUGUGGUAAGUUUUAGCUCUUUAUAGCACGACAGUGACCAGAAAACUACUCGACUAGCUUCAAAACGCGUUUUUCGGCAAAAUCUCCAGGAGCGAAUGGGUUAAAUUAAAGAACUUUUGGAAGACAUAUUUAUGGCUUACAAGAACUAGGGCGAGGUCACGUGAGAGGUCACGCGCACGCGAAAGUCACGGUGAUCUGAGAUCAGGCCCAAUUUUAGUAACAUUCAUACAUUCUCUCAUACGCUAAAAGUGAAACGAAAAAACACUGCAUUGUCUCAAGCUGUGAUCACAUGGCCGUGCGGCAGUGUAGUAUAGUCAGGGAUUUUGCGCUUCAGUGUGACUACUCUUGAAACAGGGCAAACAAAAUACGGCAAACGUUUGUUACAGAAAAAAACGUUUUCCAUUACGUUUUAGUUAAUAUCACGUUCAUGGUUCCUUCUUCCUUUUAACAUCCCCCCCCCCCCAAUCCCCGAGAAGAAACAUUUUUCACAUAUUGGCUUGUUUCAAUUUAUUCAUACUUCUGCCUCUCACACCGUCGCGAGGUGCUGCUAUAAACAUAUUUCUAGUGUAAAAUACUUUCCAAGCAACAAUUUUUUCCAAGCAGUAUUCUUUCCGCUCCGGUCUCCGUUUUUAAGUCACGUGACGAAGGUUAUGCUGAACCUGAGCCUCCCCUCCCAUAAGGCAUUCCGCUCCUUCGUGCAAAAAGGUGGUUCCAAAAUGGCGGUGGGAUUCUUCGAAGCCUUCAUCAAAAUAUGGGACCAUUGUUUUAUUGAAUGGGAGGAACGAGGUCCAAACAAAACAUUUCUAACAGAUUUCUUUAAGGAGCUCUCCAUCUAUGGCUUUAUAUCAGUUAAUGACAUUCUUCUAUGUCUGUGUCUUGGCGUUUUGAUCACGAUCUUGCGUUAUUUCUUGACGGUAGCUGUGUUCAAGGUGGGUGUUUUGCAAGAUUAUUUAAGCUUAUUUUGAUCGCAAGUUUUACUGAGAGAUGGGCUGCCACUAGUCCAUGUCAUUAAAAAUUUACACUGGUUUAGUCUAUAUUUGUGUUACGAGCGGUAUUCGUUUUGUUUUAGUGAAAGUAAACUACACAGGUUUUGCACGCAAACAAGUGAGCAAAGAUCGUCACAACGUGCAGGAAGAUCAGCGACCCGUUUCGACUUGUUUUGUUUUGUUGUUAAACAUAAACCCAUUGUGGAAAUAGUUUACUUGAACCACGAAAACCGAACUACUCCUACACUGAAGUCAUCAAUUGCUAUUUACUGUUACUAAAACUCAUGCUCAGAGGUCAUGCACUCCUCCGCUUCCAUUCUAGAUUUAUAUGUCGCACUAUCACUUGCGAAUUUUGUGUUAGAAGUAUUUUCAACAGUCUUUGCCUUAUUUAUAUUUUUAGUGGUCUUCUCGGCUUUCAAAUUGAUUUUCCAGUAAGCUUAUAGAGUUUUAAGUUGUGUUUUGUGAAUAUGUUAAUAGUAUUUUUAAUUCAUUUUACUAGUUUGCGAAAUCAACAUGUCGGCUUCUUGACAUAUUAUAAUGUUUCAGCGCCGGUGUCGUUAACGUUAAAAGGAAUAUAGUUCUAGUUUUUCAGUUGAAGCAAAAUGCUACUUAUAGGUUCACUGAAUUGGGUUUGAGUAUGUUUCAUUGGGACGUCGAGUCUUUGUGAAAUGUUUGGAAUUUUUCAGUUUAAUUUGUUUACGUUGUGUGAUGUUGGCCCACGUGUGUUUUAUGGAAAUGUCUUGAUAAGUUAUUCAGUUUUUAAAAGUUCAAGACAAUCAACUCCUUUCUGGAAAUACGUGUUUGAGUGUAGAAGAAUUCAGCCCAUGUUUAAUAGUUAAUCCUCUCUGUUCCCUCUAGAUAGCAUUCGUUCAUUGGUAAUAAUCAUCGAUAAUCUCGUUCAAAGCUGCAAAAUGAUCAAUAGCUUUGUUCUCCUCUCUUGAUAUUACUUUCAUGUGCAGAUCAAUAAAAAGGAGAAGUCGAAUAUGACUCUACCAUACCAUGCAGACUUGCCAACCUUCAAAAUUAAAGGCAAAAAAUGUGAGACUCUGAGCCUUAUAGAGCUGAAAAAAGUAGAGAGAAAUGGGUAAAAAGCCAUGAGAUGUCCCAAAUUUUCUGUUGGAAGGACUUUCACUGGAGAAUAUGGGUAUUGGAAGUCACAUAUCACUUUAAAGCUGGAGUAGCAAACAUCAUGAUCAAUUUUACAAAUUAGGUUUUGUAAUUUCUAUGUUUUGUUAGUGGCCAUCUUGAGAGAAACAGCUUCACAUUUGGUGGCAGCAGCAAGUAGCGUAAGGCUAGAAGAAUGCAAUCAAACGUGAACUGCUAAUUAAGCGUUUUCUUUGGUUUGAGCUGGCUAUCUAUUGAUAUCUAACUUGGAAACGAACCAUACAACUCCAAACUUUUUUGGAGAAAUCAGUUGCCAACUCGUGAGAGCGCGAGAUAGGUCGUGAAAUUGUGAGUCUCAUGACAGAGCCUUGAGACUUGGCAAUUCUGAUAACAGGGCCACCUGAAUCACAGUUAUAGUUAAAGACAUAAUUAAUCAAAUACUGUAGCUUAAACAUUUAUGCUACAGGUACUGAAACCCUAACACCUUAACACCUCCAUGUUAAACAAAUGACAUUGGCCACCCCAAUUAUAAUUGAUUGUUACUGAAGACUUGUGAUAAUUAUGGAACAGGUUCAAUAGAUUAUUAUGGGAAAAUAUAAAGAAAUACUUGUCACCAAAAACUUCUAUGUUGUUUUAAUCCAUUGAUGACUCUUUGCUGAUAGAUUAAUUUUCAUACUGUAUGUUUUUGUCAUGUUUUAUAACCAGGGUGCAAGUCACUUUUACAACUUGUCUGUCAGGCAAGCUGUAGCUAGCAUGUACUAGCCCAAGAGUCAUUUAAACUAGCCUGAAAAACAUUUUUGACGAGUAGGAUUGAUUACGGUUUUUCUGUAAUUUGAAUACCUCCCAAAAACUUCACUUGCCUCUCAGGUAAUUUCAGAACAGAAUUCACUAGCCCUAGGCUAUCAGACACAACUUUCUUUGCUCACUCGUGAUAACAUGGCACAUCAGACCUGCCUAAUUAGUAGUGGUCCACAGUCAAAAGCACAAAAGGUUAAUAUAUAUUUUUUUGACUUGUAUUCAGGUGAAACGUAAAUGUAAUUGGUAUGGAGAUUUUUCCCAUUGUAAUAUUGAUGAUGGAUUGGUUGGGGUCAAUCCAAGUACUUCUGAUCAUUGAUUAUGAAAUCUCAGCUGAUUCCUAGCACUACUCAGUUGGGUAUCUUUUAGUUCAGAUAACUUGAAAGAGAAAACAUUUGUCUAAAGAGCAUUUAUCUGUUGAACUUGCAAUAUACAAAGAAUAAUAAUAGAAAUUUAAGCUACAUGUGUAAAAUAAUGAUGUGUGCCAUAUUGUUUCAAAUUAGCAUACCGGUAAACUUUGAUCCACAUUAGUAAUCAAUAUAGCCAGAUUCUCCUUAGCCAAUUUAUGGUUGGCAUGGUUAUUAUAAUAAUAAUUGCUCUUCAUUUUUCUUGUACAAAAAAAAAUUCUGCACCUUCUAGCCUGCGAAUGUCAGAACAUGUUUUGCAUUGAUGGAGCUAGUCACAUUCAUGGAAUCACUAGUAAAUGUCUUCAUGGUUGCAAAUUUAUUUUUAGUUUCAAUUUUAUCAGUGGAUAUGAUGAAAUUCACAUGUAUGAAUUUAAAGUUCUAAUCAGGAUUUUUUUAAUUAUUAUCUAUUACACCUUUGCACUGCAUUUAGCAAGAGGUUUUUCCUUUUUUUUUUUUUUUUGCAGGGGAGAAUAGUAAUCCUCCAGGGAGACAGUGUAUCUGCCAAAAUUUCUGUAGCUCAAAGUUUAAUGUUUAAUUACUGGAACUUGUUUUACUUUGUUUGUAGCUAUUUUGUACCCUUUUUUCAUUGGGAAAAACAAUGGUCAAAUGAGUCACCUUAAAAAGUGUUAUCCAACUUUGCUUCAAAAAAAAUCCUCUCUUUGAGUACUAUUGCACAUAAAGAUUAUUGUUAUCCCCCUUGCGACACACACACCCUUGUCACUGUAUUAGGUUUCAGUUAGUUUUGUUAUAAUGUUACUUCAAUGCAGUUACACGUCAGGUUUCUGGUAGUCAUGAAGGUUGUUGGUUUAUUAAGAUAGCUAGCGUCAGUAAGCUUUCCGUUGACAGAUUUACAUGUAGGUAUCUGCAAUUUAACUGGAACAGGCUUCAUGUACAUUGUAUGUCACUUGCUCGUGAGACACCCCAAGAAGGUAUCCAUCCGGUAACCUUAAGUGGGUAUCUUGUACAGGUUUAAGUACAUAUUUUAACAGCAUCAUUCUUGCUUUUGAAUUGCAGCCUUUUUUCAAGUGGUGUAAACUCCUUGAGAAAGAGCAGAAGAAGGGUCCCGAGAGUGCAUUCAAGCUUAUAUUUUACUCUUCUGCAUAUGCAUAUUGCUCGUAUAUUUUGUUUGGCGGGAAAUAUGAUUUAUUUCGUGACACAAACAAUUGUUGGAAAGGUGAGGUUAUAGGGAAGGUCAAUUUUAAGGCUUAUGAUUCCUUUUCUCUUAGUAUACAAAAUAAAGACAUGCAAUAUAUAAAAUAAUAUUAGUAACUUGUGUAUUGUGAUUUGAGUCAGAAGAGCCCUUUUAAAAGGGAUGGCCCAAUUAAGAUUAAGGUGGAAUGUACAUUUGUAUCACAGCAUAUACAUUUUGUUUUACUUGUAUUUAAAUGUCACAUUGCUUAAAAGUAUUGCAAAAAAUUAAUUGUUUGUACGUCUUUUCUUUCAACUUAGGAUGGUACAAAGGGAUGCCAAUUCCUCAAGAUAUUUACACACUUUAUGUAGUAGAAGCAGGAUUUUAUUUUCAUUCGAUAUAUGCCACAUUGUUUAUGGAUCAGUGGAGAAGAGAUUCCCAUCUUAUGAUCAUGCAUCACAUUUUAACUAAUGCACUCAUAUUUUUCUCAUUUGCUGUCAGGUAAGAUGUGUGAUUAUUCAUCUGUAAUUUAACAGACUAAAAAUGGUAAAUAAAUGCUUUGUGAGUGGCGGGUGGUUUUACCGCAAAGUUUUCAAUGUCAGGGUAUCAUAGCCUGUAAGAGUCCAGACAAUGGAAAAUUGAAAAGGUGCUUUGAGUGUUCUCUUUUCUUUCUCAAGAAAAUACUAGGUUUAAUAUACACUUAGAAAGUUUAGUACCCCAUCAGAAGUCAUGUACAACAGCACUGUUAGACUUUUUCCAGGCACUUCUGUUAAUUAAAUUUUGUAUCUUACACUAUGACUUUCAAUUUGUUAUUUAAGUCUCAAAGGACCAUCCAGGGCAAAGUCGCUUGAAAAUCACAUGCAAGAGAUGAGAGAAAAGCAAGUUUCACUGUCCAAUUUUUUAUAUAUACUAAUAUUUUGUAUACUGUGAUAGACCAAAGCCCGCGAACAGUGAGCACGCAGGAAAUCAGCCACUCAGUUGUAAAAAAUAAUAUUAUUGUAGCAUCAUUUAAUUUUGAGGUCCCUCAUUCUAUUCAUGUGUUCUUUCUGUCAUUUCAGAUACCACAGAAUUGGACUUGUAGUGUUGUUUCUUCACGACCUCAAUGAUGUUUUCCUAGAAUUUUCAAAACUCUGUGUGGCCUUCAAAACACGCAAUGGAAAGUACUGUCGCACAUCAGAUAUACUUAGUGCUGUUGGUUUUGUUUCAUUUGUUUCAUCAUGGUAAGCAUGAGUUUCCAUGUAUGGAAGAAAUACUUGCGACUGCAAUGGGCCAAUUUUGCAUGUACAAAAAUUGAUUUCUUUGCGAAGGUUUUUUUUAAUUGAAUCUUUAUUAAUAACUCCACAAACAGUAACAAUUAACAACAGUAGUAGACACUAAUUACGCUAGUUACAUUAAUUACCAAGUAAAUGCAACAAAAGAGAAUAAAGAAAGACAAAAAAAAAGGAACACUGUAGAUAAAAUAAAAUGUUCUUAAAGUUCAUAGCUGUUAAUUGUUAAAGUUGAGUUCCAUAGCAAGUUAGGACAUGUUAAUGGUGAUGUCAACAAAAUUAACUAAACAGCCAUUACAUGGCACCUUUACAUGUAAUUAUUCUAACGAUACAUUGAUUCUAAAAAAACCCAAGAAGGUGUUUUAAUUCUGCCUGUAUGUCCUUAUUUACUUAAUUCAUUUAUUUUCAGGUUUUAUUGCCGUCUCUACCUGUACCCAAUAAAAGUGCUGUACCCUUGUGGCUGUGGUGGCCGUCCAUAUGUUCCUACAGCUCCGUUUUACUUCUUUUUUAAUCCCAUGUUGUGGAUGUUAUUUGGCAUGAAUUUAUGGUGGUUUCAGUACAUGGUCUGGCUCUUGGUUCGAAUAGUAACAGGGAUUAGUCAUGGGGUAGAAGACACACGAGAAAUUCCAAAAAGCACAACAGCCAAUGGAAAGCUAGUAGAAAAUGGUGAUGUUUCAGUGGGCAAUGACAUUCAUGGUAAGGUCAUAAAAAAUAUGUACAGUGUAUUACAGAAAAAAUAUUUUUCAACACCAACAAUUUGUUAACAGUUUAGAAGAGCUUUCGGAAUCCGUCCAGGUCCCUUUGUCAGUGAUGAUGUUAGUUGUUAAGCUCUGCUAACCUUACAGCAAAUUGUUGGUGUUAAAGAAGAAUCUUCACCCGGCCUUAUGCAGUGUAUCUUAAAAAAGAAAUGUUUUCAACUUAGAUUUAAAAAGAUUAACAUCAGAACAAGCUCGAAUUUCAAAGGGGAGCUUGUUCCAUAGUUGGGGGGCAGCAACAGAAAACGCUCGCUGGCCAUAAGUUUUCAUGUUAAAAUUUGGUUCUUCAAGGUGCAAAUGAUCCCUUGAUGAUUGUAAUGUCCUUGAUUGAUGGUAAAAUUUUAAAAUAUCUUCAAGAUAACAUGUAUGGGAGUCCAAAACUUGUAAGCAAUACCAACAGUGUUAUUAUGACUUUCAAAGGUUACUGAAGAUGGGUAAAAAAACUUCUGUAAUUGUGAACAAAUGGCCAACACACUGCCAACAAUCAACCUCCAACAGUGGCCAGUAAAUUUAGGCCAACUGUCAACUGACUGUUGGUGCUUCAUGUAUAUUGGUAAUGUGUCACGAAGCUGUUACGUUAUUAAACAUUAUCGUUAGUUUUUUUUUUUUGCCUAAACUGCACUGAUAAUGUAAAAAAGUUUUGAAAGUUGCUGUAAUCACCACCCAAAUUAUCAUAAGCUGAAAUAGUGAAAAUAUUAUUUUUUGUGCAAGGACCUUGAUUUUUAUCAGUUUCCAUUUUGCAAUGCUUGCAAAGCAUUAUAGGGUCAUCCAUUUUGAGACAUGUUCAGUUGUGUGUGUUCAUUAAUGCAUGUUUUUCACAUAAACACUCAACCUAAGCUGGAAUAACAAUAACAUUAUGAAAAGGGGAAAAAGUGUAAUAUAACAGGCUUCUUACCCAUCUAACUUUAUUUGAUUUUUCAGCCAGCUAUAGCAGUAGCAACAGCAAGGAUACUAAGCUAAGAGAUGAACAUGUUGAUGCCAAAAGAAAGGCAACUAGAGAUCAAUUCCGACAAAGACAACUACACACAGGGCCUGCAAAACAUUAGAAAAAUGAUGAGCAGUUAGUAUUGUCCUAAUGGUAUGUAUUUUAGUUAUUGCUAUUUGUGCUGUUUUGCAUUGUCAAGCAAAGAUUUCUGGACUAAGAGUUUCUGUACAUUAAGGUUUUUGCUACAGAUGACCCCAGCACCCAGAGCUAGUCAACUGUCUGGUAUUUGUUCCAGCUGUAUUCCAGCCCCUAGGGUGUUCUUUUACAUUUUACAGAGUAAGGUUAAGUCAAAGUGUUGGGAGACAAGGCCUUAUGUUUUUCAUACUUAUCCUACAUGUAGAACUCAAGAAGGUCUAACCAUUAAUUAUUUUGCAAAUGUGAAACUAAGACAACAUUUACCUUCUUAGUUACUGUAACAGUACAGCUGUUGGUCCAGCUUGGAAUUAAACCUACGGUGUGGCACAAAAUUUUUACGGGAGUUCAUUUUUGCAGAUUGGCGAUUUCAUGUGUUUUGCAGGAACUAAUUUUUGCGAUAAGGACAGGAGGGUUUUUCUUGCUGGGAAUUGAUUUUUGCGAUUUUCAGAAAGUACCCAGUACCGAGCAUUGAUAAUAUUUUUGUUUUUAUUGAGUAAAUGCAAUAGAAAUACAUAUUUUUAAACAAUAAACCAGUAUUUCUUUGAACACCGUUUUGUUUCUGGGUGAAAGAGACAAGUUGCAAUUGAACAGACACGGUUUCUAAUACUAUAUUUUUGUGUAGCGAAUUUAGGUUAGAGAAUAUUUACUCUGCAGUAAAUUUUUGUGGGAAAAAUUUUUGUGGUAAUAUUUAUUUGCAGAAACUUAUUUAGCGGAUUGCUGGAAAAAUAAAAAAAAAUUAGAACCGGCAAAAAUUUUGUGCCACACGGUAGGUUGUGACAUGAUAUAGUGUAGAGCGUGAUGCAUUUCGUGUAGACUUACAUCACACUAGAGAAUAAAUGAAGCACAUGGUCAACUAGAUAGUUGCAGUAGUGAUUUCACAACUAGCAAUUAUCUAACGGAUUUAUGUAUUGAGAGGAUACAACAGGCCUGCUCCUCUGAAGUCUUGCAUGUAGUAAACCACUGCCAGGUUACCAGGCCUCUUGUGUUUUCAUGUAAAAUAAAAUAUAUAUCGGUAAUCCAUCUCCUUUUGAUCAUUAGUUUAUCACUGGGCUUCACAUACCAGCACAAAUCUUACCAGGAUUGAACAAGAGACCGAUUGUACAUCCUGUAGUUCCAUAUAGGACAGGAGUCAGAAUAAUCUCAAAGCUGGCUGAGUUUACUGAAAAUCAAGACCAUUCUGGUUACUCAAAUGAGCUGGUAAUAUUUAAUACCUGACUUAGCACAUAACCACUUUGUGUUGAAUUUUAGGAAUGAAUCCUUUUUAAGAAAAACAUGUAGUCAUAGAUGAUAAAAUUUAUCUAAACCAUUAUUCUCCUUCAGGCCAAAAAAAAAACGUUUUUCGAGUUUGACAAAGGUGGUUGUGUCCCUGGCCUUAGCAGCUAUUUUUUAAUAAUUAAUAAUUUUUUACCUACAAUACUAUUUUAAUAGUAAAAGUGGGUCAAUAUAAAUACUUCAAAUACGCAGUGUUCCACACUGGUAACUAGUUUCCACAAAUUAAUAGUUUCCUUGAGCAAGCUCCAGUUUGCACCUUUUUUAAUGGGUAAUAAUAAUAUUAUUAAUUCUUGCUUCAAAUGUUUAUACUUGUUUUCUGUCUGAAUUUAUGAUAUUUAUGAAAUAUUAUUCCUUGUUGAUUAUUAGACGUGCAAAAUUAUUUCCCCACUACUGUAAUUAAUUUUUGAGAUUUAAAGCUAAGUUGGAACGUACUUUAAUACUAGUAAGUACAAGGGUUGAAGGAGAAUAAUUUUUAGAACUGUGCAAAAAAAAAUUAUUGAAUCUCUUUCUCAAGCUGCGCAGAGUUAAAUAAUUCUCCCUUUUUGUCCUGUUCCUAGCGGCUGAAAUAAUUUGGCUAAAAUAAUUUCAUGACAGGUCUCGCAAUGUGAAGACAGCCAUCCUUCAUGGUGGCUAUGUACUCACUAACUUACGGUCACCUUAUGAGAAUACUGUAAAAUUCCGAAAAUAAGCCCCGGGGCUUAUAUUUUUCAAGGCCCUUUCUGAGGGGCUUAUUUUUGGAGGGGCUUAUCUAGGGAGGGAAAUUUGCGUUUCAAAAUCGAUUGGGCUAGCCUUAUAGUUGGAAGUAAAUUUACGGUUUUAGCUUUGUUUUACUUAGUAUUUGAGGGCAAUUUUCCAAGUACAAGCCCCCAGGGGGCUUAUAUUUGGAGGGGUGAUUUAACGGAGGGUUUUUUGCGUUACCAGUUUGGGGGGCUUUUAUUUGGAGCGGCUUAUACAUGGAGGGGCUUAUUUUCGGAAUUUUACGGUAUGCAUCAGCCAAAAUCAUCAUUUCUUCUCAGACUUAAAGAUUAGAUUACGUGACAGAGAUACAGUAGACUUACGGGGUUUAGAGGAUGAAACUAUAUUUUGUUUAUUAUGUUUUUUGGUGUAAUUUUUUUGGCAUGGUUUUAUUUAAAGCUGUGUUUAGAUUGUGACAAAUUGCUAGAAGUUGUAGUUUAUGUUGGAUCAGUGAACUGACUCAUACUGCAUUCAGAUUCUCCGCCAUAGAACCAGUAAUGGUGAUAAUGGUAAUAGUAAUAUUGAUAAUAAAGAAUAAUUGAUUUUAUAUUACAUUGUAAUAACAAUAGUAUGGUAGUGUAAAACUUUAAAUUGACCUUGUC
Porites lobata is the source of this 41878-nucleotide messenger RNA. The record is from the annotation of a GenBank genome assembly. NCBI's taxonomy places the organism in Eukaryota, Metazoa, Cnidaria, Anthozoa, Scleractinia, Poritidae.